GAUUUUGGGCGGCAAGAUGUAUCGCUGUCAAAAAAGAUCUUGAAGUGUUGUUCUUCAAUCACUGGAAGUUCAUUCAGGGUGUUAUUCGAUUGAUUUCAUUGUGAUUCUUUUCUUUUAUUUUCAGAAAAGUUGCAGGAUGCAGGAUUGGCAAUUGCUUCUUAGUUUUUAACAAAUCUUUAUUAAGAAAAAUUCCAAGCAUUUUACUAAUCUUUAAAAUUCCAACCCCAAUUCCAGGCCGGCAAGUGCAUGUUCAACCGGGAUCUGGCGAUCGCCAACAUCAGCGAGUGGGCCAUCAUGCCGAAGAACGAGGACGGGCUGGCGUUUGCCGUGUGGAAGGUGGGCCCGAUUGCAGUCAGUUUAAAUGCGGCACCAAAGUCCUUCCAGCUGUACAAAACCGGCAUCUACGACGACGAGGCGUCCUGCGACAACUCGAAGGUGAACCACGCUAUGCUCCUGGUCGGCUACACGCCCACCUACUGGAUCCUGAAGAACUGGUGGGGCAGCUGGGGCGAGGACGGCUACAUGAAGCUGGCGCGGGGCAAAAACAUGUGCGGCAUCAGCAACUACGCCUCGUACGUCACGAUCGCGUAAUAAAGUCUACGUACUUUUUUCGUCUU
Messenger RNA from Culex pipiens pallens (northern house mosquito), 617 nucleotides. Its product is annotated as cathepsin K-like. The coding region runs from base 247 to 591 and encodes 114 amino acids. Gene Ontology annotation, molecular function: cysteine-type endopeptidase activity. Gene Ontology annotation, cellular component: lysosome. The record is from RefSeq and is a predicted model, not a curated record. The transcript has 2 exons. NCBI's taxonomy places the organism in Eukaryota, Metazoa, Arthropoda, Insecta, Diptera, Culicidae.